Molecule: messenger RNA, 1795 nt
Organism: Aphis gossypii (cotton aphid)
Lineage: Eukaryota; Metazoa; Arthropoda; Insecta; Hemiptera; Aphididae
Exons: 6
Coding region: 649-1311 (220 amino acids)
Biological process (GO): DNA-templated transcription initiation
Molecular function (GO): protein heterodimerization activity
Source: RefSeq, a predicted model, not a curated record
AAUACCGUUGAUGUAAUACACGCAUACGUGUAGUAGUGGUUGUAGCCUGUAAUACUUUUGGGCGGCUCUACUAGACUAUAAUUUGGUUGUGGCUCAACCGUCGAAACGAUCUACUGAGGAAAAAACUGCUAAGUGUGGACGGCUCGUUUUUAGAGGCGUACUCACGGAGGGGAGGGGUCUCAUGAGCUUUGAACCUCCCCCAUUGGCCGUAUUUUUUAAACUAUUUUGUAUGCGUAUCACAGUAUAAUAUUUUACUACCAACAAUAUCACGAUUAUUGAUUACAUAAUGAUUAACCGAUUAAAUUAAUAUAAUAAAUACAAAUACAAUUAAUAAUUGAUUACUGAUUAUGAUAGUGGUUAAUAAUUAAUUAGUUACCAAUACCACAGUUAUCAAGUCGGAUUGGAGCUCGAUCCUAGAACUAGAUUUAUGGCACGGCUGCGCUAUCAAUUUGGUUUUAUCGUGUAUUGUGAUAAUGUGAUGAUAACGUUAGCGUUUGCUUUCAUUCGCUUAAUUAAAAUCUUUCUGUUUCUGUGUUUGUACUUACUACUUACUAGUUUACUUCUUAGUUCUUUUAGUUUUUAUAUUUCUUUAACUAAAAUAACUACCUACCUAUCAUUAAUAUAACGGAAGAUAAAACGCCAACGAUAAUGAAAGAUCAGCAAGUCUUAAUGAGCUCAUUUGACAAAAUCUUAUCAUGGAAGAGAGAAAGAGAGUUUCUUGCAGAUUCUAAAAUCGUUAAGUCGAUGUUGAAAAAUAUAGGAAUAGAUGAAUUUGACAAGGAUGUUGUUGACAGCCUGAUGGAAUUUAAUAAUUACGAUUUCAUAGCACUAAUUUUGGAACAAGCCAAAGAACGCGCAGCAAAUGCUAAUAAGAAUAAAGUUUGCGUUAAUGAUAUCCAAAGAUCAAUACAAGUGUUAAAACACGUCGGAUUUCCUGGAAAUAAUAAACUAAAGAUUGCAAGUCCGUUGCUUCCAAAUAAUCCGACCAGCGAGUUGGAAAAUUCACUAGAUGGACCACAUUUUUCAGCAAAAAAUGAUAUGAACAUCAUUGACAACAUAGCUUCUGAAAUAAUAAAUCUGGCUGAACAAAAACUGGUUACUAAAAACACUGAUAUUCCUACACAAAAUGAUCAAAACUUGGAUAAUUUACCUGAAUUAACAGGUAUGGAUAUUGAAGAGAUUCUUAAAAAUCCAACAGGUAUGGAUUAUGAAGAGCCUAUUGAAAAUCCACAAAAUAACAAAGAAGAAAUUAAACACAAGGUCGAUGGUUUUAAUGUAGAAGCUCUAUUAAACGACCCUUAUUUAAUAUAAUUUAUAAUUUUUAACAUGUAAUCAGUAAUAUAAUUGAGAAAUAUUUUUUAUAUGGGCAUCAAAUUAUAGGAAAAUUGGUUGUAGCAAUUUUGUAUAUUAAUUAUAAUUCAUAAAAAAAAUAUGUAUUCAUUGUCUAAUUAAUUUGUAAAUAACUGUAUUACACGUGUAACUGAUUUUAUCUCAAGUAUUAAUUAAUGAUUACUGAUUUUUGUUUUAUAAAGUAUUGUUAACUUUCUUGAUUGACCUCUCAAAAAAAAGAAAAUACACCACUUAGACUUAAUAUCAUGACUUUAUUUAAAUUUAACAACAUACAGACAAUGACGGUCUGGCCUCAGGACAACCUGGUCAAGAACGGUCUCCAACGCAAGGUCUCUAACCAACUGCUAUAACAUACCUAGUUUCUAUUACAUAAUAGUUAAUGUUGUCUCCCUUAGCGGUGGGAGAAGAUAUGGUUUCGUGCCAUAGUCAUACUUUACAGUACAAU